Lycium ferocissimum is the source of this 1107-nucleotide messenger RNA. RefSeq names its product indole-3-pyruvate monooxygenase YUCCA6-like. The coding region runs from base 1 to 894 and encodes 297 amino acids. Gene Ontology annotation, biological process: auxin biosynthetic process. The record is from RefSeq and is a predicted model, not a curated record. Gene Ontology annotation, molecular function: N,N-dimethylaniline monooxygenase activity; NADP binding; flavin adenine dinucleotide binding. Lineage: Eukaryota; Viridiplantae; Streptophyta; Magnoliopsida; Solanales; Solanaceae. The transcript has 6 exons.
AUGAAACUUUUUGAAUUUGUUUCUAUCAAAUUAAAGCCCGUUUUCAAUCAAACGGUUGUAUGUGCUAAUUACGACCAGAAUCUCGGGUUCUGGAGGGUGAGGACGAAGACAACAGAGUACGUUAGCAGGUGGCUGAUCGUGGCGACGGGGGAGAAUGCAGAGGCAGUGGUACCUGUAUUUGAAGGAAUGGAGGAUUUUGGUGGAAGUAUAAUGCAUGCAAGCUUGUAUAAAAGUGGGGAAAUUUUUAGAGGGAAAAAGCUGUUGGUAGUUGGAUGUGGGAAUUCAGGAAUGGAGGUGUGUUUGGAUCUGUGUAAUCAUGAUGCAAGCCCUUCACUCGUGGUUAGAGAUACUGUGCACGUCCUGCCACGAGAGAUGCUGGGGAAAUCAACUUUUAGGCUAUCCAUGUGGCUACUAAAGUGGUUGCCCGUGCGACUUGUCGAUCGAUUUCUGUUAUUUACUUCUUGGUUAUUGCUCGGUGACACUGCUCGACUCGGCUUGGAUAGACCUAAGAUAGGGCCACUAGAGCUAAAAAACUUGUCUGGAAAAACCCCAGUGCUUGAUGUUGGGACGCUUGCUAAGAUUAAAAGUGGUGAUAUUAAGAUAUGUACUGGAAUUAGGAGAUUAUUAAAGCAUCACAUGGUGGAAUUUGUGAAUGGGCAAACGGAAGAAUUUGAUGCAAUAAUCAUGGCAACUGGUUACAAAAGCAAUGUGCCAUCGUGGCUAAAGGAAAGAGAGAUGUUCUCAGAGAAAGAUUGUUUACAAAGAAGGCCAUUUCCCAAUGGGUGGAAAGGAGAGUGUGGGCUUUAUGCAGCGGGAUUCACCAAACUUGGCUUGCUUGGUGCUUCCAUGGACGCCAAGAAAAUUGCACAGGACAUUCAUCAAUAUUUUCAAUGAAAUAUAGGUAUCACUUGAAAUUUUCCUGAAGCAAGAUAUCUAAAAGAAAAACAAAACAUUAACUAACAUUAUGUUCAGAAUGUAUACUUGAUCGAUUAGACUCAAAGGUCACUUAAAACAAAAAACAUUGCAUACUUGGCCAGAAACAUGUAAAAGUUGUAAAUUUUCAGUUUGUAAUUCUUGUUCAUCAAAUAAAGCUCAUCAGCAUCUUUU